AUGUACCCCACAACUCUUCUUGCGGCCCUUGUGGCGCUUUCCCCUUCUCUGGCUGCCGCGCAGGUCGUUGGUACGGCCUAUGGUUUCGCGACCGGCGUCACUGGCGGAGGUUCUGCUAAAGCUGCGGCGCCUUCUGACAUUGCACAACUCAAGACCUGGCUGUCUGACAGCACCGCGCGUGUCAUCCUGAUCGACAAGACUUUCAACUACAUUGGCAGCGAGGGCACCGUGUCCGAGAAGGGAUGCCGUGCCAAGUCCGGCUGCAACGCCAGCAACGGUGGACAAGACACCAUCGGCAAGGACUCGUGCGAUGCCAACGAGAGCGAGGUCGACGUCAAGUACGACAAGGCUGCGAAGACCCAACUCACUGUUGGCAGUAACAAGAGUAUCGUGGGCGUCGGCAGCAAGGGCAUCAUCCAAGGCAAGGGCUUGAAGAUUCCCCAGGGUACCAAGAAUGUCAUCAUCCAAAACAUUCACAUCACGGACCUUAACCCUCAGUACGUCUGGGGCGGCGAUGGCAUGAGCAUUGAGGGAGUGGACGGUCUCUGGAUCGACCAUUGCAAGCUAACGGGUUUCUCCAUCAGCUUCAACCCGAGCACCUUCACCAUCUCUAACACCGAAUUCGACGGCGUAACCGCAUACUCCAACUCUUGCAACAAGAAUCAGUACUGGGGCACCAUGUUCGUCGCCGAUGGUGACAAGGUGACUCUUGACCGAAAUUGGUACCAUGACAUGUCUGGUCGCGCCCCCAAGAUCAGCGGCACCGGCACUACCGUCCAGGCGGUCAACAACUACUUCUCCGACAACCUCGGCCACAACUUUGACAUCACCAAGGGCACCAACGUUCUGCUCGAGGGCAACGUCUUCUCCAACGCCAAGACCCCGAUCAACACCGACUCGAGCUCCAGCGGUGCAAACAUCUUUGACGUCCCCGACUCUGGCUCCAUCUCCACCUGCAGCUCUUCGCUCGGCCGCAACUGUGUCGCCAACUCUCUGUCCGGCAGCGGCGCUUGGCCUAGCUUUAAGAGCACCGCGGCUCUGAGUGGUUUGGGCAAGAGCAAGGCCAACCUUGUCACCCCCAUCCAGGCUAGCAACGUCAAGUCCACCGUGACGGGCAAGGCUGGAAUCGGCAAGAUCUAG
Colletotrichum chrysophilum is the source of this 1140-nucleotide messenger RNA. RefSeq lists its product as uncharacterized. The transcript is spliced from 5 exons. Lineage: Eukaryota; Fungi; Ascomycota; Sordariomycetes; Glomerellales; Glomerellaceae. The coding region runs from base 1 to 1140 and encodes 379 amino acids. Gene Ontology annotation, molecular function: pectate lyase activity. The record is from RefSeq and is a predicted model, not a curated record.